Molecule: messenger RNA, 1545 nt
Organism: Girardinichthys multiradiatus
Lineage: Eukaryota; Metazoa; Chordata; Actinopteri; Cyprinodontiformes; Goodeidae
Gene: zcchc9
Product: zinc finger, CCHC domain containing 9
Exons: 6
Coding region: 163-888 (241 amino acids)
Molecular function (GO): zinc ion binding; nucleic acid binding
Source: RefSeq, a predicted model, not a curated record
AGGUCUAGGAGGCUCCAGUCCUAACAGAAACUUCCUACCAGGUGGUGGCGGUAUUAAUGUAUAACGUCGUCGGACACCCGUAGAAAGAAGAAGAGGAAGACAAAUAUCUCUUUCCUUAAAACUACAGGCCUCUGAAACGUCUCAAGUCGUUCCUUUGAAGCCAUGACGAGGUGGGCGAGAGCCAAUAACGUCCACAAACACAAAGCAGCUGAGGCAACUCCCUGGAAUCAGCUUAGAGCAGCCGGAAGAAGAGGAGCAGGAAGAGAUGGAAGUCGCUCUGCUGGGGCUUCACAAGAUCAGAGGGACCCUUUAAGAAACACUUGCAGUUCUGGGAAGAAGCCUAACCGCAAAAAGAAAGAAUUUAUCAGUGAGGAUGUAAAUGGGUUCCUGGAGUACCUGAAGCAGAGUGGACAGGCCCUGCCUCUAGGAAAGGAAGGAGAGAAGGAAUCAGAACUGGAGCUCAGGGAGAAGGUGGGGGUGGCCCUGAAGAGAGACAAGAGGAGAGAGGACAGGAGGGUAAAGAGGCAGACGGACAAGAAGAAUAAGAUGGUGUGCUUUAAUUGCAGGAAGCCCGGUCACGGUUUGGCCGACUGUCCCGAAGCUGACAGAGACGAGGAGAUGGGCCGAGGCAUCUGCUUUCGCUGCGGCUCCACCGAACACGAGAUCCAUAAGUGCAGAGCCAAAGUGGACCCGGCUCUGGGUGAAUACCCGUAUGCCAAGUGCUUUAUCUGUGGUCAGACUGGACACUUGUCACGCUCCUGCCCUGACAAUCCCAAAGGACUCUAUGCACAAGGUGUCCACACACACACACACACGAGGCAGCUGUCGUGUUUGUGGUUCAGUGGAACAUUUUCAGAAGGACUGUCCAGAGCACCAGGCAGCGACUAACUCAGUGACUCUGGGCUGGUUGUCCAACAAUAUGAGCGCCGACCUGGAGGACAUUCACAUUCCAGUGAAGAAAGCCAAACCCAAGGCACCCAAAGUGAUAACCUUCUGAUGGGACUUUGGAGCAGGACUCAGACUCUCAAUGGAAAGCUGGUCUUCGUCACCUGGUGGACUCUAAGAAACAAACUAAUGAGCCUUCAAAGGCACUGAAGUUCUGUAAAGUUUUUUGUUUGAGCUGCUUGUUUAAAUGUUUCCUGUGAUGUUAGCUUACAUGAUGUGUUUGAGAUGAAUUAUCAUGGAGUAAGGUAGGGUCUGAAUGCUUGCUGACUUUUGGAGACAUUUUACCAAAUAGAUCAUUAUACCUGCUACAACCAGAGGAGGGCAGUCUUUAGUUAGUCUGCAGCACGUCAGAUCUUGGAACAAUAUUUAGGUUCAGAAGCAGCGCAGCAUUUUGUCAACAUAAACAAACAUGAUAGCCUUACUGGAGCUGUGUACAGAUGGUGUUUAUGUACAUCUGCAGAAGGCAUUUACUAAUUUCAUUUAAUCAGACAUCAUCUGAACAGCAUUUUUAAUAGAGAUGGACUGGAACUAUGAUUUAAAGUAAAUUUCAGAACUCCUAAACCCAUAUACAGUACAAAAUAAAUGUCUACAAUUUGCUAA